AUGACCCACGCUGCGUCUUCGUUUUCGCUUCCUCCUAAUAUUAUUAGUAGUCGUCGUCGUCGUCGUCGUGUGAACAACAACAACAACAACAACUCUUCGUCUCUCUCGAACAACAAGAACAAUAGUAUCGAGAAGACCACAUUGAAGUCUUCAAUCAUCAUCACUCCUCGCGCAUCAUCGUCAUCAGAUAAAAUGACGUCAAAACAAACAACGAUAGGAUUCCUCGGGGCUGGAAUUAUGGCCGUCCCGAUGGCUUUGAAUUUAAUCAAUAACGGCAAUCAUAAUUUAAUCGUCUGGAACAGAACGGCUUCGGCAUGCGACCCGUUGGUCAAAGCGGGAGCGACUCUAGCGAAGACUGCGCAAGAGGUGUGCGAGAAAGCGGACGUGACGUACGUCAUGGUGAGCACCCCGGAGGCGACUUUAGAAGUUGCCACCUUGGCCAAAGAUGGUGUCUCUGACGGGAAAGGAUACGUCGACUGUUCUACGGUGGACAGACACACGGCCCAAAAAGUAUCGGAAAUGAUCACCAGCAAAGGUGGUCGGUAUUUAGAAGGACCAGUGAGCGGAUCGAAAGCGCCGGCGGAGAACGGGCAGUUGAUUUUCUUAUGCGCCGGGAGCGAGAGUCUGUUUAAAGAAAUCAACGCCGACGACGCGAAUCAACUAAAUAAAAUGGGCAAAGCGAGCUUCUUUUUAGGCGAAGAAGUUGGUGCCGGAGCGAAUAUGAAAUUAAUCGUUAACUCGUGCAUGGGUUCAAUCAUGGCGUCGUUCGCAGAGUCAAUCGCGUUGUGUGAAGACGCAAGCUUAUCGAAACAAGACUUGUUAGACGUGUUAGCGCUCGGAGCGAUUAAUGUUCCGAUGUUUGGCAUGAAAGGUCCGGGGAUGAUUGCGAGCGAUAGGAAUACAAAGUUUGCGCCAGCAUUUCCUUUGAAGCAUCAGCAAAAAGACAUGCGUUUGGCCGUCCAAUUGGCGGACGAACUCGGUCGCGAGUUACCAGUUGCCGCAGCCGCAAACGAGAUGUAUAAGCGAGCGAGACGAGACGGGCACGAUGACGAGGACUUUGCCGCCGUGUUACACGCCGUGCGAAGAGAGUAA
This is a messenger RNA of Bathycoccus prasinos, 1092 nucleotides long. RefSeq lists its product with no specific name. Gene Ontology annotation, molecular function: NADP binding; NAD binding; oxidoreductase activity, acting on the CH-OH group of donors, NAD or NADP as acceptor. Lineage: Eukaryota; Viridiplantae; Chlorophyta; Mamiellophyceae; Mamiellales; Bathycoccaceae. The transcript has a single exon. The record is from RefSeq and is a predicted model, not a curated record. Bases 1 to 1092 code for a protein of 363 amino acids.